Penicillium cinerascens is the source of this 945-nucleotide messenger RNA. Its product is annotated as carboxylic acid transport protein. Gene Ontology annotation, cellular component: plasma membrane. The coding region runs from base 1 to 945 and encodes 314 amino acids. The transcript has 3 exons. NCBI's taxonomy places the organism in Eukaryota, Fungi, Ascomycota, Eurotiomycetes, Eurotiales, Aspergillaceae. Gene Ontology annotation, molecular function: carboxylic acid transmembrane transporter activity. Gene Ontology annotation, biological process: carboxylic acid transport; transmembrane transport. The record is from RefSeq and is a predicted model, not a curated record.
AUGUCUUCAAAUGAAAGGGUAGAACCAAUCGCCAAAGGUAUUCUACCCACCGCCGUACAAUUCUUCAAGGAUCUCUUCAUCUGGAAACAACGCGUUGAAGUAGUCAACGGUUUCAGCGAGACUCACGCAGAAUGGCAGUCGCCAGAGCCCCUUAAGAACCCCAUCAGUCUGAUGGCUCAACUCUCCGCUCGAGACUGGCUCUUUUUCUUGGACGGACUAGCGGCAUGGACUGCCGAUGCUUUUGACUUCCAUGCGCUCUCUAUUCAGACCAAGAAGCUUUCUGACUACUACAACCGAUCCAAGACAGACGUGAACACCGCCAUCACUCUUACCCUCCUCCUCAGAAGCGUUGGUGCUGCUCUCUUCGGGCUGGCGGGGGACAGGUAUGGCCGUAAGUGGCCAAUGGUGGUGAGCAUGAUCGUUCUUGGAGUGUUACAAGUUGCCACCAUCUAUAGCCAUACCUUUCAGGAGUUCUUAGCAGUACGCAGCCUCUUUGGUCUCUUUAUGGGAGGAGUGUAUGGAAAUGCUAUUGCCAUGGCGUUAGAGCAUUGCCCUGUCAAUGCUCGUGGCCUCAUGUCCGGGAUCCUACAGCAAGGAUACUCUCUGGGUUAUGUGUUCGCCGCCUGUGCCAAUCUUGGCGUUGGUGGCUCAACGGAUAGCUGGAAACGGUGUUUUGGAUUGCAGCAUCCUUUAGCCGGUAUUUCUAUUGGAAUUGGUCUUCUGCGUAUUGCAUUCCCAGAGUCGAAGCAGUUCCUCGAGGCCAAGAAAGCCGGCAAGCGAAACGCAAGCGCGGCUGAGUUCUGGAAGAAGACUCAGUCCAUGGUGGGCAAAGAGUGGCGCAUGUGUGUUUACUGUAUCAUCCUCAUGUCAUGGGUGAGUUCGAACCAUUACCCAAAUACUAUUCUUGUAAUGAAAUCUAACCGAACUACUCUUGGCGACGAAUAA